Linum tenue is the source of this 896-nucleotide messenger RNA. The record is from the annotation of a GenBank genome assembly. Lineage: Eukaryota; Viridiplantae; Streptophyta; Magnoliopsida; Malpighiales; Linaceae.
ACAGGACAGAACUCUCUGCAAAUACAUUGGCGUCGAUUAUUCCAACAUUUCUACGGAAAUUUCUUUGGAUUUCAUUUCACGCGAUCGGAGAAGACAUGACUAGUUGCUUCUGCUGCGGUAGUAGCACCAUGCUGCCGGCGACUGCGGCUAAAUCGCCGAACACCAUGAGCUCCACCUCUUCUUCAUUCAUCGACAGAUCGCCGGUCAGCCUACUGCGACCCGGGAAGGUUCCAUCUAGGGUUUUCAGAGUCAGGGCUUCCGCUGCUGUGGAUUCAUACGGUAGCUCUCCUGAUUUCAUCAAGCGCAUGGAGCAGGCUUGGCUGAUCUCUAAGCAACCGAGACCUGUGGCCUGUUCGUCAUGCGACUCAAAUGGCCAUGUGGAAUGCCAAUGGUGUCGAGGAACUGGUUUCUUCAUUCUUGGGGAUAACAUGCUGUGCCAAGUCCCGUCCAGAAAUACCGGCUGUGUUAUUUGUGCUGGAAACGGAUCCAUGCGAUGCCGGGACUGUAAGGGAACUGGGUUUCGUGCCAAGUGGUUAGGGGAGCCUCCUAUCCCCCACCCAAGUACCGGUUGAUCAUAGCAGCUGCAGCACGACAAGACACAAAAGCUUCACCGUUCUGUUCUGUAUGCGAUUGAGUGAAUUAGCCUCUUGAUUUGCCCUUGCAGACUACAUUGUGUUUGAUGCAAUCCUCGGUACGUAAGGAAGGCUUCAGAUCGUAUCAGUGGUCGUCUCUACACUAAUUUACUUAACACCCAUUAUAGAAAAAUGGUCAGACCACACGGUGGAAUUGUAUAUUUGGAUCUGUAAUCCUGGCUCAUUUAUAUACAAUGCAUUCAUCAUUCGAUUUCAAUGCCUAUUCGUUUCCUGGUACUCUAUCGGAUUGGAAGGUGCAGCGGA